This is a messenger RNA of Meriones unguiculatus (Mongolian gerbil), 450 nucleotides long. RefSeq names its product zinc finger protein 120-like. Gene Ontology annotation, biological process: central nervous system development; regulation of transcription by RNA polymerase II. Gene Ontology annotation, cellular component: nucleus. NCBI's taxonomy places the organism in Eukaryota, Metazoa, Chordata, Mammalia, Rodentia, Muridae. The record is from RefSeq and is a predicted model, not a curated record. The annotation marks the transcript as partial. Gene Ontology annotation, molecular function: RNA polymerase II cis-regulatory region sequence-specific DNA binding; DNA-binding transcription factor activity, RNA polymerase II-specific. The transcript has a single exon.
CUCCAACUGCAUAAAAGAACACAUACUGGAGAGAAACCCUACAAAUGUAAUCACUGUGGGAAAGCCUUUUCACGACACGGAAAUCUCCAGAGGCAUAAAAGAACACAUACUGGAGAGAAACCCUACAAAUGUAAUCAGUGUGGUAAAGCUUUUUCAGAAAACGGUACUCUCAAACUACAUAAAAGAACACAUACUGGAGAGAAACCCUACGAAUGUAAUCAGUGUGGGAAAGCCUUUUCAGAAAUCAGUAAUCUCAAACUACAUAAAAGAACACAUACUGGAGAGAAACCCUACGAAUGUAAUCAGUGUGGUAAAGCCUUUUCAAGAAAAGGAAAUCUCCAAGUGCAUAAAAGAAUACAUACUAGAGUGAAACCCUACAAAUGUAAUCAGUGUGGGAAAGACUUUUCACAACACGGAAAUCUCCAAAGGCAUAAAAGAAUUCAUCCUUGA